Messenger RNA from Striga asiatica, 789 nucleotides. Lineage: Eukaryota; Viridiplantae; Streptophyta; Magnoliopsida; Lamiales; Orobanchaceae. The record is from the annotation of a GenBank genome assembly.
AUGGACAGCACGUCCACCCCAUCCUCGAUGGCGGCGUCAAUACCGGCUAGAAUGUCGUUUCCUUGGCAAUCUCCAGCAAAGCAAACUUUGUACGCCGCGAGUGCGUGGGGCCAUCCCGGACGCGGUCCCAGCGGUGUUGCCUUGGAUGCUUACGUCGGGAACAAAGGCCCCGACGGCUAUGCUGGCCGUGUGGGUCCCGUGUCCGUAACUGUCCACCGGCAAGGCGGAGGUGUUUCUCCCUUGGAAAGCCCGAGCGCCUAUGACUUUGUUGUUGCACCCAGACUUGUCAGGCAGGUCGCACCUCCCCUUCCAGCUGGCUGGGGCGACAUGCCGGAGCCAUUGAAUGAGGGGUGGCCCGGGGUAAUCCCGCCGUCGAUGACCCCGAGGACGACUCCAUCGCCGAGCCCCGUCUGCGGCCAGGCUCCACUCCACUGGUUCAGCCCCAGAAAUCCUGGGGAACGAGUUGUCAGUGGCUGGGAUGUACUAUCUGGGAGGAUCGAGAUAACGCCUUCUGUCUCCCUGAUGAUUUUAACUUGUUUGGCUGUUAUUCUUGCCGAGAAUCCACUCAUGGCAUGCUUGUACGAGUGGAUGAGCGAGUCUCCUGAUUGUGUCUUGGGUUUCGGCACCGCCUGUCGAGCUUGGAUUCAUCUUCUUCACAUGGAUGAUGUAGUUUUUUGCUUUGUUAUCGUUAAGGGCCGACGACACAAUAGGGAGAAGGAGCGAGAAGAGGGUAAUGGGUAUGAGGGUGUAAAAUACAUUAAGGGGAAGAACCAUGAUAGUGGACUUUGA